AUGUUAUUUUCCAGAGCCGAAACCGAGAGAGGACUCAACAGGAAGCACAUCAUUGAAGGUCUGAGGAGCUCCCUACAGAGGAUGCAGCUGGAGUACGUGGAUGUUGUGUUUGCAAACCGGCCCGACAGCAACACUCCCAUGGAGGAGAUUGUGAGGGCGAUGACCCAUUUGAUCAACAAUGGCAUGUCCAUGUACUGGGGGACAUCACGAUGGUCUGCCAUGGAGAUUAUGGAAGCGUACUCAGUUGCACGGCAGUUUAACCUGAUCCCUCCGGUGUGUGAGCAGGCUGAGUACCACUUCUUCCAGAGGGACAAGGUGGAGACACAGCUACCUGAGCUCUACCAUAAGAUAGGUGUGGGUGUGGUCUCCUGGUCACCUCUAGCCUGUGGAAUCAUCACUGGGAAGUAUGAGAAUGGCAUCCCAGAAUGCUCCAGGGCCUCCAUGAAGCCGUACGCCUGGUUAAAGGAGAAGAUAGUGAGCGAAGAAGGGAGGAAACAACAGGCCAAGCUGAAGGAGCUCACUACCAUCUCUGAAAAGCUGGGCUGCACUCUGCCACAAUUAGCUAUCGCCUGGUGUCUGAGAAAUGAAGGAGUGAGCUCAGUGCUGCUGGGAACGUCCAACCCCAUCCAGCUUAUAGAGAACCUGAGGGCCAUGGAGGUCAUUCCAAAGAUGACAGCAGGCAUUGCCACAGAGAUUGACCACGUCUUGGGAAACCAACCCCACAGGAAGAAGGACUUCCAACAAGCACAUUAG
Molecule: messenger RNA, 753 nt
Organism: Salvelinus namaycush (lake trout)
Lineage: Eukaryota; Metazoa; Chordata; Actinopteri; Salmoniformes; Salmonidae
Product: voltage-gated potassium channel subunit beta-1-like
Exons: 8
Coding region: 1-753 (250 amino acids)
Biological process (GO): negative regulation of delayed rectifier potassium channel activity; potassium ion transport; transmembrane transport
Cellular component (GO): voltage-gated potassium channel complex; cytoplasm; extrinsic component of cytoplasmic side of plasma membrane
Molecular function (GO): potassium channel regulator activity; voltage-gated potassium channel activity; transmembrane transporter binding
Source: RefSeq, a predicted model, not a curated record